Molecule: messenger RNA, 1067 nt
Organism: Emericellopsis atlantica
Lineage: Eukaryota; Fungi; Ascomycota; Sordariomycetes; Hypocreales; Bionectriaceae
Product: putative peptidase domain-containing protein
Exons: 2
Coding region: 96-1004 (302 amino acids)
Cellular component (GO): fungal-type cell wall; cell surface; extracellular region
Molecular function (GO): zinc ion binding; metallopeptidase activity; integrin binding
Source: RefSeq, a predicted model, not a curated record
CAGCCAGCCUCUCACCUCACCUCUCACCUGCCUUCCUACACCUCCCUUAGACUCCUUCAGCCUUUCCAUCCAGCCCAUCUCACCCAAUCAUCAACAUGAUGUACCGAGUUGCCCUGCUCCUGGCUGCUGCCACGGCCUCCGCCUCGCCUCUGGUCCCCCGCGAGGCGCCCACCUCUAUCCUCCCCAGUGGUCCCGAGACCAGCGGCGAGUCCAAGAGCGUCUACAACUGGUCUGAAGGCUGGGAGACCAAGUACCCGAUCCACGAGUCCUGCAACGCCACCAAGCAUGCCGCCCUCGAGUUUGCCCUCGACGAGACUAUGCAGCUGGCCCAGCAUGCUCGCGACCACCUGCUCCGCUUCGGCGACAAGAGCGACCUCGUCAAGAAGUACUUUGGCAACUCGUCGACGGCUGUGCCCAUUGGCUGGUUCGACCGUGUCGUGUCUGCGGACAAGUCGGCCAUGACCUUCCGCUGCGACGACCCUGAUAAGAACUGCGCCACUCAGGAUGCGUGGGCCGGGCACUGGCGCGGCGACAAUGCCACACAGGAGACCGUCAUCUGCGACCUGUCCUUCCAGAUCCGCAAGAACCUCUUCGACGUCUGCGCCCACGGCUUCACCGUCGCCAACUCGGCCCUCAACACCUACUGGGCCGUCGACCUGCUGCACCGCGUCCUACACGUGCCCGCCAUCUCCGAGGAGCUCGUCCACCACUAUGCCGAGGACUACAACGACGCCCUGCGCUUGGCCAAGGAGGAGCCCGAGCUAACUGGCUACGACUCGGAUAUUCUGCAAAUGUUUGCCAUUGACGCCUGGGCCUACGAUAUUGCCGUCCCGGGCGCCGGCUGCACGGGCACCCAGGAGGAGACAGAGGACGAGGACGAGGAGACCAGCACCGCCACGACCACUAGUGCCUCGCCUACCGCGACUGGGGACGACGCUGACGAUGGCGAUGCUGGUGGUGAGAACUGCCACACGCACGCUGAUGGCACCGCUCACUGCACCUAAGGGAGGCGCCUAGCCUCUAGGGCCCUGGGCGAUGACGGCGAUGACGGCGAUGACGGCGAUGAC